Molecule: messenger RNA, 2125 nt
Organism: Nicrophorus vespilloides
Lineage: Eukaryota; Metazoa; Arthropoda; Insecta; Coleoptera; Silphidae
Product: organic cation transporter protein-like
Exons: 6
Coding region: 407-2014 (535 amino acids)
Biological process (GO): transmembrane transport
Molecular function (GO): transmembrane transporter activity
Source: RefSeq, a predicted model, not a curated record
AAAUGGUAACCUUCCAGUGGAAAAGUAUGCGAUCAUAUUUAUAUAACGCAAAACAGUCGUGUGGAUGAUUCUGUGUUUUUCCUCUACUGUAUCGAUGAAGGUGCGAGAGUUCGAGGAAGAAGUAAAAAAACGUGUCUAGUCAAUCACUUGGACCAAGAGGAGGAGUACGUGCUUUUGGAGUGUCCGUAUUUGUGUGCGUGUUGGUACACUUUCACUUCACGAAUUUCUCUUAUCGCGCCGCAAACCAGUUACACUUUUUCGCUCGGCCGAUGCAAACUCUGUUUUUUUUAAAUUAACACACGGUGCGAGGAAGAGAAAGAAUCGCCAAUAGAGACGAGAGCAGGAAGGGCAGGUUUUCAUCAUUCAACGAACUUUUUUCUUUAUUUGUUGAUAAACAUAUCUCAGCAUGGAUUUAUUGGAGAAGACAGUCGGCGAUUUCGGUAAAUGGCAACUGAGGAUAUCCAUCUGCAUGGCUCUCCUCAAGUUCCCCAUAGCCUGGUUCCAAUUGGGCAUAGUUUUCCUCGCACCGCCGACCGACCACUGGUGCAGACAACCAGAAGACUUCAAACUGUUGACCGUCGAGGAUUGGAUCGAGCACAUCCGACCCUACGGCAACGAAACCAAUUACGAUGACACCAAAGUGAAGUGUUUGAUGAGGAAUGUGGAGUUGCCGCACGUUAGAGAACUGAUGCCGUGCAAAUGGGGCUACGAUUACGACAAAUCCGUGAUACACUCGAGCAUUAUAACAGAAUUUAAUCUGGUCUGCGGGAAGGAGAGUCUCGUCGACGUAACGCAGAUGACUUUGAUGCUUGGCGUUCUCUUUGGAAACAUCAUAUUCGGAGUGAUGGCUGAUAGAAUUGGCAGAAAGAAAACGUUAAUUGCUAGCAUCAUAAUGCAAUCCGCUUGUGGGAUGUUGUCUGCUUGGUCGCCGUGGUUGGAACUGUUUCUCGUCUUGAGAUUCUUGAUGGCCGUGGCGAACGGUGGCACGAUGGUCACCUCGUUCGUGAUGUGCAUGGAGGUGGUCGGCGGAAUCUGGAGGAUCAUCGUUCCUAUCCUCUACCAAAUUCCGUUCGGUAUCGGGAACACGCUGAUGGCAGGUCUGGCCUACUACUUGAGGGAUUGGAGAGAACUCCAAUUGGCUUUAUCGGUGUUCAGCGGAUUCUUCAUCGUUUACAUUUGGUUGAUCCCAGAAUCACCCAGAUGGUUGAUUGCGACUGGUAAAAGGAAAGAAGCCGCUGUUAUUUUAGAGAAAGCGGCGAAGCACAACGGAAUGGACGAGAGGGAAGUGAAAAAGGCUUUCCUUGCGGUCCCUGAAACGAAGCAGGAGGAACGCGCCAAAUUCUCUUCAGUCCUGAAAACGCCUAAUUUAAGAAAGAGGACGUUACUGUUAUGCGUGAAUUGGUUGAUCUGCGGUGUCACGUUCUACGGAUUCACGCAGUAUUUGGGCCAAAUCGGCUCAAACAUCUAUUUCACUGUGGCAGUGGGUGGAUUGAUCACAAUUCCGGGUACGAUGAUGUGCGUGUUCAUCAUCAAAAGAUAUGGCAGAAAGUGGACCAUAGCUUCCUCGUACUUCUUCAUAUCCCUAUGCUUCCUCGGGAUACUCUUAAUCCCAACUGGAAGAUUCGUACACGAUUGGCCGAGGAUCAGUUUCGCCGGGUUAGGUAUCAUAGGGUUAUCCAUCGCCACUCCGGCGUUGUACCUUUUCACAGGUGAAUUGUUCCCAACUGUUCUAAGAAACGCAGGCGUUGGAGGAACAGUCAUGUGGAUGCGAUUGGGAUCAAUGGCAUCACCUUUCGUCAUUUCCCUAAAGACGUACAGCGCCCAUCUACCUUUGAUCAUCCUAGCUAGUUUGACUCUACUCCAGAGCAUUCUCAUCUUGCCGUUGCCCGAAUCGAGCGCCCUUUUGCCUGACACAGUCAAAGACAUCGAAAUGUCAGAAAUAGUCAACAACAACGACAUCCUCAAUGGCAACUACCUCUCAGUCCCCAUCAAAGUACCAGAGGAAGACGAAUAAGGCAAUUGAUAUAAUUUUUUUAUUAUACUUUUAAACAUUUCCAUAAUUAUUGUUAGAUGUAUAAAUAGUACCUUCUUAGUUUUAUUUUUGUUACAAAAAAUGUGAUGCAAC